AUGAGCAUAUCACUUCACUCGGCAUCAUCGGAUACGGUCUCUUUGACCAGUCGAAGAACGAUAUCACACAGCAAACAUUGGGUUUAUAUUUUCGAUGAGAGAAUUUAUCAGAUUCUAAAUGUCGUGCAUCCUGGACUACCAAUCGAUAACGAUGCAGUGGAACAUAUACGAUUCUUCUUGCAAAGCAUUGUUUUUGAGCUUAUCGAGGCACGUUCCACGAGUGUCGUCGAGGUGGACAAAACGGCGGGGAGACUGUUCGGGCGUGGACUUGACUCAAUCUGCAAGGACGCAUGGGAUAACAUGCACCAACAACUUCAAAAACAUAAAUUUCAAAAACUGGAGAAGAAGGUUCUGGAGAGUCAGCAUCGUUUAGCGGCUGUAAUCAAAGAAACUCUCGGACCACGCGAGAAAGAGAAAAAAGAUCGUGAGAAGAAAGAGAUCGAACGAAUCGCUGUUUUCAUCUACUACAUUUGUGACAGUGUAACGGAAGACGUUCUUCGACUCACUGGAAACUAUGUCAAGAACAUACGAAACAGCGAACAAAAGAUCACAAUGGCAAAUCUAGAUGUGGCAUUGAAUGCUGAUCGAGCUCUGAUGGAACUUCGAACAAAGCUGAGGAAUGAAGAAGAAGCGGAAUCUCCCGGUGGCUUCGGAUUUCUGGCUGAGUUCGAAGAAUUCGUGGCGGAGGAAACGGAACAUUCAGAGAAGGCUUCAACAAGUAGGCAGACAUAUGAAUCAGUUGCAGUUGAUUUUCUACGAGAUGAGAGGAGAUUUAUUCGAGAAUUGAAUCGAAUCAAUGUAUUUCGAAGGCGUAUCGAAUCAAUUGCCACGUCGGAAGGUGAUAAGAUGAUUGUUGCGAAUCUAUUCGGAAAUCUUCAUGAAAUUCAUGAUCUCGCUCUGAAAAUUGAACGAACACUAGAAGAUGCCAUCGAGUUGAAUGAUACUCAAUGUAUCGGAAUGGGUAUAUGGGAAUAUGGAGAAGCGUAUGAGUUCGAUACGUACACAUUCUAUAUCAGAAGAGACGGAGAGAUCAAUGAAUCAAGGCAUGCCACUUAUGUGAUAAAUGAUAAUGUGAAGGCGCUGCUGGAGAGUGAACGAUUCGCCCAAUUGUUUCAAACUGCUGAACAUUUGUGUGCGAGUUCAUUGGAUGGACAAAGUUUUCGAUUAGCUGUUCAAUAUGUUCUUCCGCAAUUACUUCACAUUCCAAUCUAUCACAUCUAUCAGUAUCACGAGUACAUUAAUCGACUGCAUCAACUGAGUUCAUCGGAAGAAGAUCGUCGGGAUUUGAACGAUUGUCGAGCUGCAUUUGAGCGUGUCGUUGGCUCUGUCUCCGAUAUUCCACCAGAGCUCAAGUCAAGAAUUGCGUCGUUUUUGGAUCAACAAGCAAAGAGUGAAAAGAUUUAUAAUGUGAAACGACUAAAUGAAAUUCAGUCGUCGAUUGACGGAUUUGUUGGAAGUCCAAUCGGAAAAACGUGUAAUGAAUUGGAAAAGGACGGAGAUUUGGGAAUGAUCAGACCAUCUCUACAGUUUUCCAGUGAAAUUACAAAGAAUAAAAGAUGGAAGACGGAGAGAUUUGUUUACGUCCUCGAUCAAAUGAUUAUUCUUUGCAAACGUCACAAAAACUCUCUGAAGUUCAAAGAUCGUUUAGCCGUUCACUCCAUCGAUGUCUUCGACAUACCGGAUUCAGAAGUCACGAACUGCUUCAAAAUUGAGUCACGCGACAAAUCGAGUCUUCCAAAAACGUAUCAUUUCGUUUGUAAAAAUCCAGAAGAAAAGAGACAAUGGAUGGCGGUUUUGGUGAAAGUGACAACGAAAAGCGUGCUCGAUAGAAUUCUGGACAAUUAUGAGAAGGAGGAAGCGAAACGUAUUCCAUUGGUUGUCCCCGGACCGGAUCAAUACAGAUUUUCGGAGCCUGACACAGAAGAUAAUAUCUCUUUCGAGGAUUAUACAUCAAGCAGUGGAAUUCCGGUCAUCAAGUGUGGAACUGUAUUGAAGCUCAUCGAAAGAUUGACUUAUCAUUCAUAUACCGACAGCAAAUACAUACAAACAUUCCUAAUCUCAUACAGGUCUUUCUGUACACCAAAUGAUCUCUUCAGUCUUCUUCUCGAACGUUUCAAUAUCCCAACACCCAAAAAAUUGUUACAACCAAAACAAGGAGGUGGUCCACUUGCUGGUCGUUUCGAUACAGUGCAAUCUCACGGUCUCUCAACAAUGUCAACUUCAUCAGGAAUCAACCCACUCUACGAACAAAAGUUCCGAAAGGAAUUUCAGCAGCCGAUUCAAUUGAGAGUAUUGAGUGUGAUAAAUCAAUGGGUGAAACAACAUUGGUACGAUUUCCAAUGUGAUUCUGUUCUUUUGGAUGCUCUUGAAUUGUUUCUGAAUAGAUGCUGUGAUCCAAGAGAAGGACUCACAAAACAACACAAGAAAUUCUGUAAGACAAUCUUGGCUCUCAUCGAGAAGCGUGUCAAGAAUCCACCUGGAAUCAUGCAGCCGCCGACAGAAAACGGAGACGAAGGACACGUGAAUAGUGCAUUCGUGUUUGGAGAUGAUCAACAACACAGUCCGUUGCUGAAACAAUUACGUCAUAGGCAGGUGUAUACGAAUGAAAGUCCGAACGAGAGUAAUCAUUAUUCAUCAAGACGUCCGGAGAUUCUCUGGCAUACUGCUCAAAAGGGAGACGUCGACCACUAUGAUCUGCUCACUCUUCACCCACUUGAAAUCGGAAGACAGCUGACUCUCCUUCACUUCGAUCUCUAUCGCGCUAUUCAACCCAUCGAACUCGUUGAAGCAGCAUGGACGAAGUCUGAAAAGUGGAGAAAAAGUCCACAAUUGCUGAAACUGACUGAUCACUCGACACUUCUGACCUAUUGGGUAUCCAGAUCGAUUGUUGAAACAGAGUCUCUUGAAGAACGAAUGGCAAUGUUCAAUCGAGUACUGGAAGUGAUGUCUGUUUUUGAGGAACUGCAUAACUUCACUGGUCUCGUCGCCUUCUAUUCUGCACUCAAUUCGUCGUGUGUCUUCAGGCUGAAAUGGUGUUGGGAGCGUUUGGACAGUGAGAAACAAAAAUGUUUCGACCGAUUCAAUACACUUUGCGAACGUCGAUGGAAUGAAAUGCAAAAGCGUCUCUCCUCAAUCAAUCCCCCUUGUAUUCCAUUCUUCGGUCAUUACCUUUCAAAUAUUUAUUUCUUGGAGCAAGGAAACAGCACAUUCGUCAACAAAUCACCUGCCAAUGCAAAACAGAAGGACGAUAUGAAGUCGUCGGACCCGGACAGCAAACAAUUCAAGCAGCUGGUCUCGUUUUUGAAAUGCCGAAAGAUUUCAGAUGUUAUUCGGGAAAUUCAAAUUUACCAGAAUGAGAGAUACUCAUUGACUUUGGAGCCAACUAUUCGGUAUGCUCUCAACCAAAGAUAA
Caenorhabditis remanei is the source of this 3411-nucleotide messenger RNA. RefSeq lists its product as uncharacterized. The transcript has 13 exons. The record is from RefSeq and is a predicted model, not a curated record. Gene Ontology annotation, cellular component: plasma membrane. The coding region runs from base 1 to 3411 and encodes 1136 amino acids. Gene Ontology annotation, molecular function: guanyl-nucleotide exchange factor activity; protein heterodimerization activity. Gene Ontology annotation, biological process: Ras protein signal transduction; positive regulation of GTPase activity. Lineage: Eukaryota; Metazoa; Nematoda; Chromadorea; Rhabditida; Rhabditidae.